Molecule: messenger RNA, 3057 nt
Organism: Uranotaenia lowii
Lineage: Eukaryota; Metazoa; Arthropoda; Insecta; Diptera; Culicidae
Product: zinc finger protein 665-like
Exons: 7
Coding region: 19-3036 (1005 amino acids)
Biological process (GO): regulation of transcription by RNA polymerase II
Cellular component (GO): chromosome
Molecular function (GO): chromatin insulator sequence binding
Source: RefSeq, a predicted model, not a curated record
GCCUAUUUGAAGGAACACAUGAGAAUGCACUUGAAGGACAAGCGAUACGCUUGUCCACACUGCGAUCGAUCUUUCUCGCAAAGCACCAACCUAAUAUACCACAUUCGCACCCACACGGGCGAAAAACCAUUCCAAUGUGGCCAGUGCGAGAAAAGAUUCAUCUGCAAAUCGCACUUGCUGUCGCAUGAGCGCUCUCAUCUUAACGAGCUGCCGUUCGUCUGUGAGUUUUGUUCCAAACGAUUUAACCAAGCCUGUAACUUGACCAAACAUCUGCGGGUACAUAGUGGUGAAAAACCGUACAAGUGUGGCAUCUGCGGGAAAGCUUUUAUGAAUCUGUCUAAUAUGAAGGUCCAUGAGCAACGGCAUCGUGGAGAGCGGAAUUUCACGUGUGAAAUUUGCUCCAAAUCAUUUACAGUCAAUCAACAUCUCGCGAGGCAUAUGCAAGUCCAUAGGAAGGAUGAUGGCCAGUACAAAUGUGAAAAGUGUAACAAAAUCUGUAGCACCGGAGCAGGACUCCGGGCACAUUACAGUUUGCACGAACGAACGACGGAAUAUGCUUGCCCGUUUUCGAGACCCCAGACUGCUAGAGCAGCACAAGCAACGAGUACACACGUAGUAGCGAAACCUCGGGAGAAGGCUCGGAAAAUUGAAAUGGAUCCUGAGACGGCUAUCAAACAGUUGGAAGGUCCCCUGGAAAAGCCCUACAACUGUAAUGUAUGUGGUAAAGAGUUCAGAACGAAGUAUAAUCUGCAAACACAUCUGAGGAUCCACAUGGGAGAAACGGCGAAACUAUUUCAGUGCGAAAAGUGUCCAAGAUCGUUCAACCAGUUAACCCAUCUGAAAACUCAUGAACGGACCCACACUGGACAGAAACCGUUUGGUUGCACCGAAUGUUCGGAAAAGUUUAGUCGAAGCUAUCUCUUACGGAAUCACCAAUCGAUGGUUCAUGGGAAGGUUGCCAGUUUCGAUAGCCACGAGCAAGUUGAAGAGGAUGAGUUCACUGAAGUCGAGGUGGAAGAUGAUAAUGGUGCGAUAAAAGCUGACCAGAAACCGAUGUCCCAAGAAACGCUUGUUUUUGACGGCAGUGGACAAAUCAUUGUUAAGGUUGAGAUUCGAGAAACAAUGAAUUUCAAAUCGAUUCCAGAAUGCCCUUUCGUGGAACGGAAAGUUGUUUGCCGGAUUUGCGACGGAACAUCGGGCGCUAUGGAAUCAAUUUUUUGUAAAGAAUCGAACCAGAAGCUGCUGGAUAAAAUUUUCAAAUGUACUCAGGUUAAGGUUGAACCGAUUUGCGGCAUUAUUUCUCCGGUGUGUGAAUUUUGUCAUUUUCGGAUUGAGAAAUUUGACGAUUCAUUCAAACCGAGCUGUAAAGAAUACGUUGUGGAGAAAUUUGUUAAGCACCAGGAUCCCGAAGAUGAUCCAUUCAAUAGCUUAGAUCCACUUACAAAUGGACACGAAAUACCGGUCGAUGAUAUUAAACCGGAGUUGAGUAGGUCUGUGGAAUUGGCUUUGGUGAAUGAUGAUAUUAUUAAGGCAGAAAGUAUUGAACAAAAGCCUGUUGAAGAUUUAGCAGUUUUUCAAAAUAAUCAAGAAAACGAGGAUUAUUCAGACCAAGAACCUGAAAAUGAUUCACCAGUUUUAGAGUUCGGAGUUAAAGAUGAACAGGAUUCGGUUGAAUCAGAAAUAGGAAAUCGAACUCCAGAAGUCUUGAAUUCCGAGAAAGUUAUCUCAAAAGACCACCCGGCUAGACCGAUUUUCUCGGGAUCAAAAAUUCCGACCGAAUGUGCGAUUUGCGGAAAACGGGUAGCCUAUUUGAAGGAACACAUGAGAAUGCACUUGAAGGACAAGCGAUACGCUUGUCCACACUGCGAUCGAUCUUUCUCGCAAAGCACCAACCUAAUAUACCACAUUCGCACCCACACGGGCGAAAAACCAUUCCAAUGUGGCCAGUGCGAGAAAAGAUUCAUCUGCAAAUCGCACUUGCUGUCGCAUGAGCGCUCUCAUCUUAACGAGCUGCCGUUCGUCUGUGAGUUUUGUUCCAAACGAUUUAACCAAGCCUGUAACUUGACCAAACAUCUGCGGGUACAUAGCGGUGAAAAACCGUACAAGUGUGGCAUCUGCGGGAAAGCUUUUAUGAAUCUGUCUAAUAUGAAGGUCCAUGAGCAACGGCAUCGUGGAGAGCGGAAUUUCACGUGUGAAAUUUGCUCCAAAUCAUUUACAGUCAAUCAACAUCUCGCGAGGCAUAUGCAAGUCCAUAGGAAGGAUGAUGGCCAGUACAAAUGUGAAAAGUGUAACAAAAUCUGUAGCACCGGAGCAGGACUCCGGGCACAUUACAGUUUGCACGAACGAACGACGGAAUAUGCUUGCCGUAUUUGCAAAAUGAGUUUCGAAACUAGUGAGCAAUUUGAAGAGCAUAAUAAUGAUAAAACUGCCAGUUGCCAGUUGCUCAAGCCUUACAAAUGUGUCGCCUGUCCAAAGCGUUUUCGAGACCCCAGACUGCUAGAGCAGCACAAGCAACGAGUACACGUAGUAGCGAAACCUCGGGAGAAGGCUCGGAAAAUUGAAAUGGAUCCUGAGACGGCUAUCAAACAGUUGGAAGGUCCCCUGGAAAAGCCCUACAACUGUAAUGUAUGUGGUAAAGAGUUCAGAACGAAGUAUAAUCUGCAAACACAUCUGAGGAUCCACAUGGGAGAAACGGCGAAACUAUUUCAGUGCGAAAAGUGUCCAAGAUCGUUCAACCAGUUAACCCAUCUGAAAACUCAUGAACGGACCCACACUGGACAGAAACCGUUUGGUUGCACCGAAUGUUCGGAAAAGUUUAGUCGAAGCUAUCUCUUACGGAAUCACCAAUCGAUGGUUCAUGGGAAGGUUGCCAGUUUCGAUAGCCACGAGCAAGUUGAAGAGGAUGAGUUCACUGAAGUCGAGGUGGAAGAUGAUAAUGGUGCGAUAAAAGCUGACCAGAAACCGAUGUCCCAAGAAACGCUUGUUUUUGACGGCAGUGGACAAAUCAUUGUUAAGGUUGAGAUUCGAGAAACGUAGUAUUGUAGUCGUAAUUUAAUU